Messenger RNA from Symbiodinium sp. CCMP2592, 1407 nucleotides. NCBI's taxonomy places the organism in Eukaryota, Dinophyceae, Suessiales, Symbiodiniaceae. The record is from the annotation of a GenBank genome assembly.
AUGCUCAGAAGAGAUGGCAAGGUUCUGACGCAGCUGGAGCAGGAGGCCCAGGAGGACGUGCAGCGCUACGAGGACAGAUCGCUUGUGCGAGCCAGAAAGGAUCCGAUCCCAAUGCCUGAUGUUGAUAAUUUCACGACCGUCAUCAUCAGCAUCAGGCUUAUCCUGGUACUCAUCCGAACCACCGCUAUUCAUCCCAUCUUCAUGCUGCUCACAAUAGCCGUUCGAGCUAUGAAUGAGACGAAGUGGGAGCUGCAAAGGUCCAUGCAGCAGAUGGAGGCUCCAGCCUUGGCUCGCUUGGAAGGAGAGUUGCUUGUUGUUGGAUCGCUCAUGCGCCAGGCUCCGAAGAUUGAGCGUGCCCAGCAGACCUUGGCCAAUGCGCAGACGCGGGCCAUUCAGGCAACGCGAGGGGGUACACUCGGAGUGAGCAUUAGCGCUAAGACGCACAGCCACUACUUUCAUCGCACAGAAGCGGCCAAGAUGUUCCCCACCCGCGAUAUCACCAGCCAGCAGAAUCCAGCAGACGUGCCUAUGCUUGUUCCACAGUUCUACGCGCAGGACGUGCUGCCCCUCUUCGAAAACCUCUGUGCAGAGCGUGGUGUCGCCAUGCCUUCGCGGCCGCCGCCCGGAAUGCAAGCAAGCGGAGGUGUCUGCAAGUCGAACAUCAUAGACUCCCAUGAGCUAAAGCCCCCGAGCCCAGCUUCGCCAGGCCAUCAGCCGCCUCCCGCCCGGGCAGUGGCCGAUGAGGUGACUUUGGGAGAGGGGAUGGCGAAAAGUCUCGCGCUCUCCCUGCCUCCUCUGCUGCUGGGCUCACGGAGCAGGCCAAGGCGGCGACUUCUAGAAGAAGCAGGUGUCGAGUUCGAGGUGAAGAUCUCCCAGGUCGACGAGAAGUCCCUGGGCGACCGGGCUUCCGGCGACGCAGAGACGUUGGUUCGCCUGCUGGCCACCGCCAAAGCCGAUGCACUGCUCGCGAAUCUCGACGACCCCUCGCGACGGCUUCUGCUCACUGCAGACCAGGUAGUCACCUACGAAGGCCAGAUACGCGAGAAGCCGGAGAGCAUGGAAGAGGCACGUGCCUUCCUAGCCUCCUAUGCCCUUGCACCAUGUCGGACUGUCGGGGCCCUUUGCCUCCACGACCUCUCCUCACGACAGCGAGUUGUGGGAGUCCAGGUGGCAGAUAUUUUCUUCAAGCCAAGCAUCGCCAACGAGGAUGUUCUCACUGAGCUUGAGAGUGAGACCGCACUCCUGGACUGUGCCGGUGCCUUGAUGGUGGAGCACCCGCUGAUAGAGUGCCACGUCGAUAGGGUGGAAGGUGGCUUGGACUCCGUCCAGGGACUCUCGCUGCCGUUGCUGCGGGACCUUUGGGGGCAGCUCCAGGAUGCUGGCGGCCAAGGCUCACCGAGCCCCUGA